This is a messenger RNA of Periophthalmus magnuspinnatus, 2385 nucleotides long. It is a transcript of the gene adrb1, whose product is annotated as adrenoceptor beta 1. Gene Ontology annotation, molecular function: beta1-adrenergic receptor activity. Gene Ontology annotation, cellular component: membrane. The transcript has a single exon. The record is from RefSeq and is a predicted model, not a curated record. The coding region runs from base 89 to 1288 and encodes 399 amino acids. Gene Ontology annotation, biological process: norepinephrine-epinephrine-mediated vasodilation involved in regulation of systemic arterial blood pressure; positive regulation of heart rate by epinephrine-norepinephrine; adenylate cyclase-activating adrenergic receptor signaling pathway. NCBI's taxonomy places the organism in Eukaryota, Metazoa, Chordata, Actinopteri, Gobiiformes, Gobiidae.
CGAGUGGUAUGGUUGAAACGUCUCUUCUCUCCCCCUCCGCAUUGAUGGUCACCUUUUGGCUUGUCCCACAGCGCAGCAGCGGUCAGCCAUGGGGGACACCGGUGCGAGUUUCACGGUGACACUAGCGCACAACAGCACUGGCACCGAGGACGCAUUGGACACAGACGCGCCAGACACCGUUGCGUCCGAGGAGUGGAUGGCAGGGAUGAGUUUGAUUAUGGGCAUGAUCGUGUUUUGUAUCGUAUUUGGGAACAUUCUUGUCAUUGUGGCGAUAGCGAGGACUCAGAGGCUACAAACCAUCACCAAUGUCUUCAUCGUGUCUCUGGCGGGCGCGGAUCUUAUCAUGGGGCUUCUCGUGGUCCCCUUUGGCGCUGCUUUGGAGGUGCGCGGUGCCUGGAUGUACGGCUCGUUCUUUUGUGAGUUUUGGAUAUCUGUGGACGUCCUGUGCGUCACGGCCAGCAUAGAAACCCUGUGCGUAAUUGCCAUAGACAGGUACGUGGCCAUCACCUCGCCUUUCCGCUAUCAAAGCUUGUUAACCAAAGCGAGAGCCAAAGCGGUGGUGUGUGUGGUAUGGGGCAUCUCUGCGCUCGUCUCGUUCCUGCCCAUUCUCAUGCACUGGUCCCGGGACAGCGUGGACACAGCCUGCUACGAGGACCCCGAAUGUUGCGAUUUUGUCACCAACAGAGCCUACGCCAUCUCCUCGUCUAUUAUAUCUUUUUAUAUCCCCCUCUUGGUGAUGAUCUUUGUUUACGCACGAGUCUAUAGAGAAGCCAAAAAUCAAGUGAGGAAGAUCGAUCAGUGCGAGGGCAGGUUUCACAACAGCUUAACCGGACUAACAUCUAAGUACAAGAAGAGGCCAACAAAAAUUCUAGCAAUGAGGGAACAAAAGGCGCUCAAGACUCUUGGAAUAAUAAUGGGAACAUUUACAUUAUGCUGGUUACCUUUUUUUAUUGUGAACGUGGUGCGUGUCUUUUGCGCAGAGGUGGUGGACAAGAACCUGUUCGUUUUCCUAAACUGGCUUGGGUACGUGAACUCAGCGUUUAACCCAAUUAUCUACUGCAGGAGCCCAGACUUUAGGAAGGCGUUCAAGCGACUCCUGUGCUGUCCCAGGCAAGCGGACCGCAGGUUGCACAUCAGCUCGUGUGACUUAUCCAAAUGUGGAGGGUUCGUGUUGUCCCCUUUGGAGCCCGGGACACUGGGGAUGUGGACUGACUGCACAGGACUGGACAACAGUGACAGCAGCCUGGUCGGGGCAGCUAAACUGGCGCACUCUGAAUCCAAUCUCUGAAGACAAAGUUCAAAACGUAAACAUGCAAAACACUGUCACACCGGAUUCCAAAUGUUUUACCUUAAACACUGCAUAACUAGUUCACUUUUACACGAAACAGAAUCUAAAUAUAUUUGGCUGAAGAUGUCAUCAUAAUGCUAUUUUUUUUUUUUCCAAAUGCGUAAUUUUGCCAACACAAACAAGUUGAAAUGACGUGAAUGUAAAGACUUUGCGUAAGAAUCAAAAUCGUACAUUCCUCCGUGAAAAGUCUUUUGUGACCGGGUGUGUCUGCUCCCAUUCAAGAAAAUCAAUCACUUCUCUCCAAUCAAAACAAUCCGCGAGGUUCACCCAUCAUCCCACAAACAGCCAACAGUGGGAGAGGUGUCCAUUUUACGCACUGACUGAAAGCGUUUACCUCAAAGUCUGGCAAGUGCAAUUUACUUGUUUAUAUUAAAGGUAUGUAUAAAACUGUAUUUAUUCUUUUUAUAUGAAAAACAGUGAAUAGUAAAUCCAAGAGUGCGAGGCUAAUGAUGUACUGUAAUGUAAACACCAUUUGUACAUAAUGUAAAGUACUUUUAAAGAUCUUUUUUGUCUGUGAGAUGUCAGCUACUGUGAAAGAAAUAUUGACUGUUAUAAUACACUAUAAUGUUGGAUAGGGGAAACAGAUUUUUUACGAGUUACAUUUCUAUUGAAAAUGGCUACAAUGUGGUACAAACCAGCUCUAUAGGCUAUUUGUGUUAUUAUUUAAUAUUUGUGAUGUUGCUGGAUUGAACUGCCAUGAGCCCCUGUAUUCUGAUUAGCCCUUGUGGAGAGAUGAUGGACUUGAUAUAUGGUUCAACGUGUUCAAUGUUUACAGGUACAUGUGUCUCUCAGCUGCUCCAUGGAAUAUCAGGGUUUAUUCAUACUGAAUAAUAGUGUUUUGAUCUGUAGAUAGCUUACGUAAUAUGAUGACUGAAUUGUAUCAUGGUCAUUUCUGUGACAACUGAAUAAUGCCAUCUUUUGAAAUGUUAAAUUAAACUACUUUAUUCAUGUUUUAACCAGAAUGUUAUUUGUGUAUGAUAAAACUAAUGUAAACAUCUUUGGUGGUUGGGGAAAAUGCCAUUGUUUCUUUUAAAGGU